AAAAUGGGUGAAGAUGAAGGAACUACCAAAAAGAAAGCGACUAAACGUUAUUUUCAGGAAGUCGUUGAUGAAUCUGAAGUGAAAAAGAUCAAACACAAACCGAAAAUAAAACAGGAAUUCAAAGGCGAAAUAAUCAAGGUAGAACAAAAUGUUCAGAAACCAUUGAAGCCACAUUUGAAGCGGAAGAAGGGCCAACAGAAGUAUGAGGACAAGAGACCAAAUAUACCCAAACAUAUUCUGGAGAAAUAUAAUCGAGGCGAAAAUGUCGAGGAGGCUGGUAUUAAGACGAAGUACUUCAAGGAAAAACAACAACGUAAGGAGGUGUAUUUGGAAUAUGCCACGGAACAGGCAGCAAGAACCGAAUUGUUGCUGACCGAACAACAGGGUUUCAUUGAAGCUGAUGAGGGUGAAGUAACGGCCGAAUAUCGCCAGGAAGAAAUUGCCGAAAAUGUGGACAUACAAUCAGCCUCCAAACUAUUUAAAUUAAAUUUAGAUUUCGGUCCAUACAGCAUGCGAUAUUCCAAGAAUGGAAGACAUUUGUUGUUGGGUGGUCGAAAAGGCCAUGUCACCUCCUUUGACUGGGUCACCAAGAAAAUGCAUUGUGAAAUGAAUGUUAUGGAAGAGGUGGCGGAUGUCAGCUUCCUACAUGUCCACACCAUGUUUGCUUGUGCCCAAAAAGAUCACGUGUAUAUUUAUGAUAAUCAGGGUACGGAGUUGCAUUGUAUUAAACGAAUGUAUCGGGUGAAUCGUAUGGAAUUCCUGCCAUAUCAUUUCCUACUGGCGACAGGCAAUAAGGAUGGUUAUUUAUCUUGGCUGGAUGUGUCCAUUGGUGAAUUGGUGGGGAAUUAUGGCACAAAAUUGGGUGAAAUACGUAUAAUGCGGCAAAAUCCUAGCAAUGGAGUCCUGUGUGUUGGUGGUGGUAAGGGUGUGGUGUCCAUGUGGUCACCAAAGGUCAGAGAACCCUUGGCCAAGUUGCUUUGUCAUCCAACACCAAUGUCAGCCUUGACGGUGGAUCAUAAAGGACAACAUUUAAUAACUGCCGGUUUGGAUCGCAAAGUAAAGGUGUGGGAUAUACGUGCCCUGAGUGGUCCCCUGGCGGAAUAUCAAUUACGUUUACCCGCCAAUCAAGUUGAAGUCUCACAAAAAGGUGUCUUGUCCAUAUGUCAGGGCAACUAUGUUGAAUUAUAUCACAAUCUGAUAAUGGGUGAGACGGCCAGUCGCCCUUAUUUACGCAAACAUUGUGGUUCCUUCGUCCAUGGCCUACGCUUCUGUCCAUAUGAAGAUAUUUUGGGUGUUUCAACGGCAAAUGGUUUUCAAUCGUUGCUUGUUCCCGGUUCUGGAGAACCUAAUUAUGAUGCCCUGGAAGAUAAUCCCAUGCAGACUAAAUCGCAACGUCGUGAACAUGAAGUCCACUCACUGUUGGAGAAAAUACCCGCCGAACUUAUUACAUUGGAUCCUAAUGAAAUUGCCACAGUUGAUGAGCCAACGCUGCAAGAGAAGAUUGAUGCCAAACGGUCGAUAUUCUUCUUGAAACCGCCAGAGAUACAAAUGAAUUCGAGGCGUAAAAUGAAAGGCAAAGGUGGUAGUGCAAAUGCGGCACGCAACAAACAGAUUGUUAAGGAUCAAAAGAGAAAGGAAUUCAUUGCUGAUGUACGUGAGGCGAAAAAGAAAAUCAUUGCUGCACACAAAGUGGAAGAGGGCGGUGAUGAUUUCAUACCCUUGGAAGAUACAAAACCCAGUGUAUUGGAUCGUUUUAAACCCAAACCCCUUAAAAGAAAAACAUAAUUUGUUGUU
Messenger RNA from Musca vetustissima, 1794 nucleotides. RefSeq names its product WD repeat-containing protein 46. Gene Ontology annotation, biological process: maturation of SSU-rRNA from tricistronic rRNA transcript (SSU-rRNA, 5.8S rRNA, LSU-rRNA). The transcript is spliced from 2 exons. Gene Ontology annotation, cellular component: nucleolus; 90S preribosome; small-subunit processome. Lineage: Eukaryota; Metazoa; Arthropoda; Insecta; Diptera; Muscidae. Gene Ontology annotation, molecular function: protein binding. Bases 4 to 1785 code for a protein of 593 amino acids. The record is from RefSeq and is a predicted model, not a curated record.